CAGGCGAGAUAGAUACUUUUUACAUUAUAAUGAUCAUGGAUUUUCAAACCUGAUAUCCUUUACUACAACUAUCAGGAUCAACGACAAUCACUGAACACGCGCGUUACAUGCGCUACAUGUCAACUUGCUCUUUGAAUGUAAUCUCAUUGUAUCCAUUGCAAGAUUAUACAGCGCUCUGACUGGAAUCAGCAUGGAUCAUUUACAUGGACUCGCCUUCGGUCGGCUGCCGGCCCUCGAGGCCUCAUUCUGUGUUCAUGGAGUUACGAAUUGCGAAGGCGUAGGUGCCAUUCUCUCAACACAGCAUGACGCAGAAACGGAUAGAGCCGAGAGAAUGGUAUGACGACCCAGCGCCAGCCCCUAUUUUGUCGAAUAACUUGUCUCCUUUACGAUGGCCACCAUAGCCUUCAAUGACAGCUCCGACCCACCUCCAUCGUAUGAUGUGUCCGUGUCAAAAGAUUCCAUCCGGUCUAAACAAUCCGUAUUUUCAUUCAUACAAUCCAAGCACAAAGCUUCUGUUCUAUCUCUCAUCCAUCAAAUUGUCUCUUCUCCUGGUUUCGGUGUUGCCUCUGUCGCCCCGAUUAUCAAAUCCUGCGCUGCUGCUCUCCCAGCGGCAAAGUUCUCAAAGCUGCUCCAAAAACGCAAUAUCGAGAACCACACGGCGCUGUAUUGGGCGAUUGUAAACAACCGGCGAGAAGCCCUUCUGGAGUUUGUUAAAUUCAUUCCAAAAUUCUCACGUGCUUGUUCUGCCGACUUGCGUCUUGCAUGUAUGGCAGCGAACGACCAUGAUUCAUUUAUGCUACUGCAUUUGGGAGACAAUGAUGUUGAUUCCAAGGAUAGGUCUUUGAGACGCAUGUUGGGUUGUCCGCUAGAUGAUAUUCAAGUCCGUGAAGGGGAUACCCUGAACGUGGGAAGUAACAUCUUCUUUGUCCAUUUUGUCUUCAGGAUGUUCCAGAAGCGUCUGCGUACUGCACGGAAAUUGGAAGUAGAAUUUGUUGCCCAGGGACGUAUAUGGAUGUUACGCUUUGGUAUGAAUAUGCUGACAGGGGAUUGGUUUGUUGAGCUUGGUAUUUCUCGGGAUAGCUCGGCAGUGCGCCCAAAUGCUGUACUUGACAUUCAGGCCAACAAACUGUCACCUGGCUCCGAUAUUAUGCAACCUCUACACCUCUAUAUGCGUACAUCGCACAUUCUUUUACCUGGGGGAGUAUGUAAACAUUACAUGACUGGGCCCGACACCACACCCGCAGUUUCCUGGCAAUUGAGUGAUUGGCCAAUGCACGCUAAUACUGCUUAUGUGGACUGCAAUGGCACCCUAACUGCAGAGCUUACGAUGACAAUAAAGCCGCGCUACCCUCGCCGAGGCUGAUGCUGAUAGUAGGGAUACCCUCCAAUAGAUCGCGAGGUGUUUUAGGAAAGUCAAUACACAUGGCGCGUGCACAUUUAUUACAUAACGCCGAUAAGUAAUAUGUCAAUAUGAACGCUAAUAAGAAUGUUUUGUGAAAUAA
Molecule: messenger RNA, 1502 nt
Organism: Suillus fuscotomentosus
Lineage: Eukaryota; Fungi; Basidiomycota; Agaricomycetes; Boletales; Suillaceae
Exons: 6
Coding region: 389-1363 (324 amino acids)
Source: RefSeq, a predicted model, not a curated record